AAAACUGCUUCCGGCCCGGGAAGAGGCGGUGGAUUGGCGGGUGUCUUUGAAGCCGGCGCGAGGCGCGGAGUCAGCAGCUGGUGCCCCCCCUUCCCAACUGCCGCCCCCCGCGCGCUCUUUCUCUCUCCUCCCCCCUCCCCUCGGGCCAGGCCUAUUUUUUGGGGGGAGGGGCGUGGUCUUUUUCCUCUCUCGGGGGGGUCUUAAAACUGCCCCCCCUGUGUGGGAAAGGGGGUCACUCAUCCCUUUGUGUUUUCUUUUCCUGGGGGGGGUUGUCCCUGCCUUCAAAGACCCAGUAUCUCCCCCCCCACUUGGAGGGUUGCAUCUUUUUUAUGAUUAUUAAUGUGACUGAUGAUGUGUUUUCUAAGGUGAGGGGCACUGAUCCCUUCCUUGAGAUUUGAGGCUGCGGGGGUGCAUUUCCAUCCCUCCCCUCUUUUCCUUUGGGGACCAAAAUCUCCCCCCCACUUGAAAUUUGAAGGGGUCUCCUGGAUAUAUAUAUUGUGUGUGAAGAAUUUCCCCACUUUUCUGGUUGGAGACAAUUUUAUAUUUUCCAGGAUUUGGGGAUGUCUGUGUUGUGUAUAUUUCCAUCUCUUCUGUAAAAAAGGAGGGGUCCUUCGCUUCCUUUUCUCCCUGCAGGGAUCAAAUCCUUCCCCUCCCGUGAGACCUUAAAGAGCAGCAUUUCCACCCUUUUCUGGGGGGGUGAAUCUCCCCUUUUACUAAUACAUUUUCCAAGUUUUUUUGGGUGUGUGUGUCAUGCAUUCCUUCCUUGAGGCUGCCCCCCUCUUCUUCCAUCUCCAAGACUUUGACAGGCAGCAUUCCUUCCUUUGCGGCUGCUUCUCUUUUUAAUUUUUCUUUUUUGGGGGCGGUCUUGUCUCCCUCCCCUACUUGCUGAGACUUCUUGAAGUACAGCAUCCUGUGAGGCAGUCUCUCCUUUCCAGUUGGGGAUAGUUAUUUAUUUUCCAGAGCUGGGGCGGGGGGAGUUUGUCUCAUCCUUCCACCCACAUGCAUGCAUAUUUCUUUAGGGGAGAGGGGCAUUUUUGCUCGUGCCUGCUUGGAUAUCUUUUUCCCCUUCGCUUUCAAGGACCGAGUCCAUACUCUUGAGUAGUUAUGUUAAAACCUCCUACUCUGUAGCCUCUGCUGCGAGGCUUGGGGACAGACUUGCCCCCGCUUGAGAGACUAGAUUUGGUCUUGGGUUCCCCCUCUGCCUUGUAAUUUGGUCAGCAUGAAUUUUUCUGAAGUAUUUAAGCUCUCCAGUCAAUUGUGCAAGUUCUCUCCGGAUGGAAAAUGCUUGGCCUCAGCAAUGCAGUAUCGUUUGGUGAUUCGCAAUGUAAACACCCUCCAAAUCCUGCAGCUCUUCACCUGCCUGGACCAAAUCCAGCACAUUGAGUGGUCUUCUGAUUCCCUUUUUAUAUUAUGUGCAAUGUACAAACGUGGGACUGUUCAGGUCUGGUCCUUGGAGCAGCCUGACUGGCACUGCAAGAUUGAUGAAGGCUCAGCGGGACUGGUGGCUUCUUGCUGGAGUCCAGAUGGCCGUCACAUUCUCAACACCACGGAGUUCCACCUGCGGAUAACUGUCUGGUCCUUGUGUACAAAAUCUGUGUCUUAUAUCAAGUAUCCCAAGGCCUGUCAGCAGGGAAUAGCAUUCACGAAGGACGGCCGCUACAUGGCCUUGGCAGAGAGGAGGGACUGCAAGGACUACAUCACCCUCUUUGUAUGCAGUGACUGGCAGCUUCUGAGGCAUUUUGAUACUGAGACGCAGGACAUGGCCGGGAUCGAAUGGGCCCCAAAUGGCUGCGUGUUGGCGGUGUGGGACAGCUGCCUUGAGUAUAAAGUUUUGCUGUACUCCCUCGAUGGCCGUCUGCUGUCCAUGUACUGCGCCUACGAAUGGUCCCUGGGCAUUAAAUCUGUUGCCUGGAGCCCCAGCAGUCAGUUCUUGUGUAUUGGCAGUUACGACGAAAAGGUGCGCAUUCUGAACCAUGUGACUUGGAAGAAAAUUGCAGAGUUCGAGCAUCCUGUCAACGUUGCUAACCCCAAGAUUGUUGUCUAUAAAGAGGUGGAGAAGUCGCCAGCAGUGGAAAUGGAGAAACUUGCCUUCCCUCCUACCAAGAAAGUGGCAAGCUCUUUCUUCGGCACAAAGAGUAAAUAUGAAAUUGCCCAGGCCCCUGUUCCUAUGCAUCAUGUCAAACCUGCCGUCGACCGGGCAAAUCCUAGAAUUGGAGUUGGAAUGGUGGCUUUCAGUUCAGAUAACUGUUUCCUGGCAACGAGAAACGAUAACAUCCCUAAUGCGGUUUGGAUCUGGGACGUCCAAAAGAUGAAACUGUUUGUGGUCUUGGAGCAGCUGAGUCCUGUUCAGCUGUUCCAGUGGGAUCCCCGUCAUCCCCGGCUUGCCAUCUGUAGCGGGAGCAGUCGAACGUACCUGUGGUCCCCAGCAGGAUGCGUGUCUGUACAGGUGCCGAUGGAAGGCGACUUCCAAGUGACUUCUCUGUGCUGGCACUCCAGUGGGGACUCUCUGGCUCUCCUGAGUAAGGACAACUUUUGUAUGUGUUACUUAGAAAGAGAAGAGGAAGAGGUGAGCUAGCCGCACCCCAGAGCAAAGCUGAGUCAAAAUGAAAGCCUGGUUUUGUGCAUUGGUUCUCCACCGGGGGUGGGGAGGCCGCUGCUGGGUUUGUCUGUACACAGGUGUGUGGAAAGUUCUUUGCCACUGAUGCGCUUUAAACAAAGUGCUCAGGUAGUUAUGAAAUACUGGAAAACAGGCAUUUAAACUUUUCCAUCCAUUUUAAAUAUAAUGUAUAUCUUACAGUGUGUCAACUAAAGUGUGUUUUGAAAAUUCAAUAAAACAUUUUUAUAUGCUUUGUUAAAACAAGGCUAUUGUAGUUCUACGA
This is a messenger RNA of Rhineura floridana, 2879 nucleotides long. It is a transcript of the gene WRAP73, whose product is annotated as WD repeat containing, antisense to TP73. Bases 1220 to 2575 code for a protein of 451 amino acids. Gene Ontology annotation, molecular function: protein binding. The record is from RefSeq and is a predicted model, not a curated record. Lineage: Eukaryota; Metazoa; Chordata; Lepidosauria; Squamata; Rhineuridae. Gene Ontology annotation, biological process: microtubule anchoring at mitotic spindle pole body; mitotic sister chromatid segregation; protein localization to mitotic spindle pole body. The transcript is spliced from 12 exons. Gene Ontology annotation, cellular component: microtubule organizing center; mitotic spindle; MWP complex.